Molecule: messenger RNA, 1620 nt
Organism: Funneliformis geosporum
Lineage: Eukaryota; Fungi; Glomeromycota; Glomeromycetes; Glomerales; Glomeraceae
Source: the annotation of a GenBank genome assembly
AUGGAUAUGUCUAGGAAUUUGCUUUCAAACAAUGACCCCAAUCUCUAUGGCAACGAUGACGCUUUCGAUGCCUAUAUCGACAUGGAUUUCCUAAGAAACGAUGCCAUGGAAGAAGAUGUAGAUUUAAGAAGCAUGUCAAAUUCAGAUCUAUUCCAUUAUUAUUUGGAAGAGGAGCUGAUUAAGGACCCAGAACUUUUGGAACAAACUCCUACCACGUAUUCAACACCUACGCAAUCUGCUAACGAAUUUUCUUUAGUAACUGAUUCAGUUCCUGUCAAUGAAGAUUUAAAACUUACACCAAUGUCUAUAAUUGAAGGGACCAAUGAAGUUUCUCAACAACUAGUCCCUUCUACUGCGGUUGCCCCGUCUUUGGCCAUGCUUAAUGCGCAGUUGGCUGAAUUAUUAGCAAAACUUCCUACAAUUAAACAAGAAACUACUACAAAUAAGUCCGCCUUAUCGACUGGUUCUAAUUCACCAAAGUCUAAUGAGACUCAAACAGUAAAUUCUUCAACCAAUUCUGUUAACAAUGCUCAGAAAAGCGAUGAUAAUAAUCCAGUUGAUUUGAAGAAAUUAUCAUCGAAAGAACGACGUCAAAUUCGUAAUAAAAUUUCUGCCAGAAACUUCCGUGUUAGAAGAAAAGAAACUACAAAAGAACAACAACAAGAGGAGAUAAAUAUACUUAAGCAAGCUUUGGUGCACUUGCAAGAAGAGAAUAAAAAGUUGCAACAAGAAGUUGACAAAUUGCGAAAGCAACAGGAUACCAAAUCAAUUGUAACGUCGCCACCUUCACCACCACAUAUUCCCUCACCAUCAUCAGCAAGUAAGGAUAAUAAUAAUAUAAAUUUAUCAUUAUCCAAAAUUACAAGUAAUAAUGGUAAAAUUUCACGAUCCAUUGUUAAUCAAAAUAAAGGAACUAUGCCUUCUAUGCCACAACCAUCUUCGCCUACUUCUCGUUAUCUUGUCAUUCCUAAUGUUAAUAAAGACGCGUCACCUUCGUCUUCAUCUGCAAACAAAAAAACAUGGCAAGAUUCGCGUGUUAGAGUUCAAACAACUUUCAUUCCUGAAUUCAGCCUUGACAAACACCUGUUCGAAGAAAAAUCCGUAUCAUCAUAUUUGGAUUUCCGAAACACUUAUCCAUAUAGAUAUCCUUCAAUGAUUAAUUUGAUUGAAUUUAGUCAGAGCAAGGAUGGUCAAAGAUUUUGGCUCGCUCAUAUGUUAAUUUCAACUGCAAUGCAGCAAAUGACGAAGUUGUUUAUUGAGGCAGUAUGUGCUACACCGAUAAAUCAGAUGAUUUCUGCACUUUUCCCAAAUUCUAACACCCCUGCAUUAGAACCUGUAAAUGAAGUUGAUCUUCAAUCCUUUGAACCAGCAACUAUUACUCCUCAACCUUCUUUGAAGGACGAACAGCUUAGUGACGACGUGACAGAAGUUCAACAGCAAUCCUUGUUGGACAGCAAUACAAUGGUUGAAUCUGUCAAAGAGGCCUCUGUCUUGGAUUGGUUAUAUGAUGCUAUGGUUAGCCAUGUAAUUGAACAAAGUCAAAGGGAAGUUAAAAUGAUGGAGCUUAGUGAUUGGGUUGGUGAAGAAUGGGAUGACAAUGUUUUACCAUUUUUGUUUUAA